AAAUGCUGGAAAAGGGCGGGAACCUGUAGGAGUAGAGGAACUUAAUAUUUGCGUUGCUCUUGUGCCAGCCAUUUCUCCUCCCUUAGGUCGUUCAGAGCCGAGUCUACACAAAAGAACAAAAACCAAAAUGCCCUUACCGACGAGAGUCAGGGUGAACGUUCGCGAUCUGUGGUCCAAAGAUGAGAGCGACGUACAGAAGGCAAUUUUGGAGGUAAAGAAGCUGAUUGGAUAUGACCUUCUCGUCGAGCCUGAAUGGCAGAUACUUUGGACGGAACUCCACCAGCACUAUGACGAACCAGGCGGCUUUGUACCUGACAUCGCAAGAGUUUUCAUUGCCUGGACCAGGAGCAUUUGCGACAUAGCAGAAGAUGACAGCAACGGGAGCUGGAUCGAAGCCCUCCUUGAGAGACUCAAGAGUGCACAAGUGCUGAAGAUUCUGUUUGAUAUCAGCGACGUCAGGCCAUCGACGUCCUGGGUCGACAAUCACAAUGCUUUUGAGAUCUGUUUCCCAAAGCAAAAACCCAUCAGCAAGACCAGGAUGUGCUCCGGAUUCCAUGCCGAGCUGCUGAAGGCUUUCCAGAAACCAAAGGCCACCACGUUGGCCACCGACCCUUUCCCGUCUAGUGCUGCCGUCGAAGAUGGGUUCACCGAAGUCUACGUCUCCGAACUUGAUGCAUUAGGCGUCUCUACGCGCAAAGCUGGGGAGCAGCAUGUGCCCAAGACGCCAUCUUCGGAUGUCUUACCGAACGUGAACAUGCUGGAACGACCAGAAGAGCUGAUGAAAAGGCCACCAUACCACCUUAUUCUGACGCACGUUCAGUACGGGAAAUCCAUCUCGAUACAAUGCAGUCACCAGCCAAGCCUGCAGCUCAUCAGCGACUACUUUAGCAAAUGGACGAAGCGCAAUCACAAUCAAACGACAAAGCCGCCUGCGGCAGAAAUCACCAUGAAGGAAUCGUGCUUUGGCCUCGGACUCCUCUUCGAUCGUCUUGAACUGGAGCUCAACUCGCACGAUUACAAGCAUGGUCUGAGUCCUCCGUUGAUCUUGGCUUUCGUCGAAAGUGUGCUGGGAUACCGCAUGACGUAUCAAGACGCGUCGUCUUGGACAUUUCGUCGCGAUAUCGCAUUCGGAGAGUAGAGCGGAGAUGUAGGGAUUCUGGAAGUUGAGACCGGUGGAGCAUACAAAGUCACCCACGGCGGAAAGGGGGUUGCCCGCUGUUCUGAUGCUUGUUUCCAUUUCGACUUCCUCCACGGACGAAAGCGGGACAGAACUUCGCUCAAGCCCAUGAAAACCAGUCGAGUGAAUUGCGUAGCUAGCUCGCAACCGAUUCUACUUUGAUCAUAAAAAAAACAUCCCCAAGUUUUAUAAAGUCAGCCAAAAGGAUCA
Molecule: messenger RNA, 1387 nt
Organism: Verruconis gallopava
Lineage: Eukaryota; Fungi; Ascomycota; Dothideomycetes; Venturiales; Sympoventuriaceae
Exons: 4
Coding region: 128-1138 (336 amino acids)
Source: RefSeq, a predicted model, not a curated record